CGCGCCAUGGACAACUGGGACGCUAUCGAGGACCUUCACCCGACCAUCUUCGCCUACGCUGGCGUGCUCACGCAGUGGCUCGACGGCACCUUGAAGCAGGAUACCUCGGAUAAUCAAGUAGCCUCGGAGCUGUGGGUCGACGCCUUUCGCCUCGACUGGCCCGGCGACCUCGCGACCUUGCCGAUAGCCUACCUCGGUGCGCAGCACUUCCGCUUGAUCCGCUCCAAGGACAUGUACAAGCGCGUGAUGAAAGUCUUGUACAACGGCAAAGAGAUCCAAGGAGGACUGGAAACACACGACGUCGACUUCUACCCGGAUGCGUCCUACGUUCCAUACCGGGACAACUCGGUCCUGGUCGCCCAGAUCAUGGCGGCGCCCAUGGAAAACGUCUGGCUAGACGAGCUUGCGUCGCUGCUCAAGACGCCAAAGGCCCUCGCGACGGCGGCGGCGCUCGGCGGCCACGCGCGUCUUCUCGAGUACCUCGUGCGCGAGAAGAGCAUCAACCUCGCCGAAAUGGU
This is a messenger RNA of Saprolegnia diclina VS20, 518 nucleotides long. RefSeq lists its product as hypothetical. The transcript has a single exon. The annotation marks the transcript as partial. The record is from RefSeq and is a predicted model, not a curated record. Lineage: Eukaryota; Oomycota; Saprolegniomycetes; Saprolegniales; Saprolegniaceae.